AUGAUCCACUUGGGCAGCAAUCGUGGAGUUUCUUCACACCAGAUGAACCCUUUCUGCGUCUUGUCUUCUGGUCCUCCAGCAGAAGACCAUGGGCACUGCUAUGGUUUUUGCUUGCUCUACUCGGGCAACUGGCUUAUGGAGGUCGAGCACAGCCAGACAGGGUGUGUGCGCGUCAAUGUUGGGCUUAGCAAUACACACUUCAGCUGGCAUUUGGGAAGUCAGGAGAGCUUCGAGACUCCUGAGUGCGUUUGUGUCUUCUCAGAUUCAGGCCUUGGGAAGAUGACGCAGACUUUCCAGCGCCUCAUUGGGGAGAGGCUCAUUGCGCCUCGCUGGCAAAAUCUCAUCUGUCCUGUCCUCAUCAACACUUGGGAAGCGAUGUACUUCGAGGUCUAUCACGAUAAGAUUAUCCAAUUCGCGAAGCCUGCGAUUGAAGCUGGGGUUGAACUGCUCGUGCUGGACGAUGGAUGGUUUGGCAAGCGAGAUGAUGCCAGCAGCUCAGCGCAAGAUCGGAGCCUUGAAUAUUUCUAG
Cladocopium goreaui is the source of this 528-nucleotide messenger RNA. The record is from the annotation of a GenBank genome assembly. Lineage: Eukaryota; Dinophyceae; Suessiales; Symbiodiniaceae.